Toxorhynchites rutilus septentrionalis is the source of this 3135-nucleotide messenger RNA. Its product is annotated as protein raptor homolog. Bases 64 to 3096 code for a protein of 1010 amino acids. Gene Ontology annotation, biological process: regulation of autophagy; cellular response to amino acid stimulus; TORC1 signaling. Gene Ontology annotation, cellular component: TORC1 complex; cytoplasm. The transcript is spliced from 4 exons. Lineage: Eukaryota; Metazoa; Arthropoda; Insecta; Diptera; Culicidae. The record is from RefSeq and is a predicted model, not a curated record. Gene Ontology annotation, molecular function: protein-macromolecule adaptor activity; protein binding.
CUUAUUUGGAAAAGUAAACGUGCUUUCAUUUUUCUCAAUAAAUAUCUACCUAAAAUAGAUAAUAUGAACAUCAUGCCUUCUGUUCUGCUGAACACUCGAGUGAAAUUACCAGAUGUUGCGUUCUGGAGACUGACCCAAUGCACAAAUCACUGGAUGAAUAUUCUGUGGAUGGAAGAGCAAUCGUGGACAAUGGCGAAGGAAUCCAAAAACGAAUCGAACUCAACCGUUGAGCGAGAACGCUUCGACGUUGCGCGUGUUACUUUCCGAAGCCUUCCGGACUGUUCCAGGGAGGAUCUCCAUAAAGUUUGUAAACUAGCACGAGAUCGUAUUUCCCCGUCGACAUUUCCGGUGAUUCAUUACAAUGAUCAUUCGGAACCACGGUUCAAUAGCUCUAAUGUGGCAAGUUUUUGGCUCAAUGAUGACACGUACUCCAGUGUUCAGAUUGAAUCGUCAAUGGCCGAAGUCCAAAAUUGGAUCAAUUUUCCGGCGAUUUUCGUGAUUGAAUGUGACACGGCCGAGAUCUAUCCGAAGUUAUUUGAGGCAAACAGUAAGAGUUUCUGUUUAGCUUGCUGCUCUCUGGGUUCUUCGGCGUAUUCAUCGCUAACGCCAACGGACUUAUUCAGCUGUUUGCUGUCAACACCCGUCCAGGUGGCUUACGAUUGGCACUUUAGUGGAACUGGCCGUAUUGCGGCGCCGAUUCCAGGAGAUCUGGGAGAUAAAUAUUCACUGUACGGUCAGCUAGAGUGGAUCUUGACAAUAACAACAGAUGCCAUCGCUAGAUAUCGCUUUUCAACAAAGCUUUUCGAACGGUUGUUCCACAGUGAUCUGUUGGUAGCGACUUUAUUCCGCCGAUUUAUGCUUGCGGAAAGAAUUAUGAAGAAAUUCGGAUGUAUCCCGGUAUCUUAUCCCCCACUUCCAGAGUCUAGUGGCGAAGAAAUGUGGGUUCUGUGGGAUCGCGCAAUGGAUCGAACGAUUGAACUAGCUCCCGACUGUGACAAGCCAAAUUUCACUCUAAUCAACGGAUUCCUAGCGGAUAUCAUGGAGCAUAUGAAACCCAGAUACACAUAUUUGAUUGCAAAGGUGCUGACGUAUUCCAAAUAUAAUUCGGACUAUUUUGAUGUUUUCAAUCAAUGUUGGGAAAAUUUGUCCGGCAAACCACAUCUACAGGAUGCAAUCACGAGAGAAAUAGUCACAUGUCUCAAUUCAGUGGAUCAGAACCUAUUCGAAAAGAUUGUAAUGUUCCUUACCAACAUUCUGUCCACGAAACUAUCCAAAGUGUGCCACCUGAAGGGUCUAUCAGAAGUUAAUCUACUCUCGAAGCUACCGAAAAAUUCAGAUAAUGACUUCUGUUUGAGGACAAUAUUUCUACAGCUAGUCGUAGAAAAGAAUUUUCCAAGUAGCGCGGAUAGCAAACAAUUACUGACCACAUAUUGCUCAAAGCUCAUGGAUCAUCCGAACGCAGACAUUCGAAUGGGGAUCACUCUUCUUGCGGCCCUGCUGGCGAAAGGGAAGUCAACACUGGUUGAAAUAAAUGUUGAACGGCUUUUCCGCAAUCCGGAGCCUAGAAUGCGCGCUGUUGCACUUGAGGCUUGGGCCAUAGCUAACAAGAACUCGGAUGAGAAAGACGGCAUCGUAGAUAAGAUUUUAUCCAUCUUCGUGGCCAAUUGUAGUCCGUUUCUGCACGGAGAACUGACGGCACAUCUUCGAUCGACCGCUGUCGGACACGUUCAAGAGUUGGUUUCCGCUUGCAAACAGGAACAAUCAAACGCGUCUGGAUUGAUGAACAACAAAAGCAAGUCUAAAAAGAAGCACAACAGAGCUCAACUGAUGGCCAAAUCAUACAAAGAGGCUGAGGUGGCCAAACUGUGGCGCGUGCUGAAUUCGCUUUCGGAAGAUCCAGAAAUGCACCUUCUAGUGUCCUUCAUCAGACGGAAGGCUACCGAAAACGACCAGGUUAAGAAGAAAGCCAGAAAAAGAAUUAUCGACGAGCUUAUGUUGAUACUGCCGGAGAGGAAAUCUUUUCUCGAAAGAUCAAUUCAGGGCUUUUUCGAUAGUUUUACUGUAACUGCUGCGGCUGACGAUAUGGUUGCGGAAGCUCAACACGAAGGAGUUGGAAGUGAGGCAGAGUUUAACGAUACGAGACAGCAUAACCCUUCGGUGGCUGCUCUCAAAGAGCGGAAAAGUAUUGUUACGCAGCACGCUCCGGAUCUGAUAGGAUUUGGACCCGGUGAGCAGUUAGCGAUCGCCUUCAGGGAUCACGUUUGUUGGCAGUCUUAUUCUGGAGAAAGUGCAAUCCUGAAAUCAACCGUCUCCACCGGCACAGACAUAUCUAACCACAUCACAUCGUUACUUCCCAACGUUCCACCAGUUUCCAACAAUCUACUGGUGGGCCAUAGCGAUGGUACAGUUCGUAUAUGGCAAACGACUUCGACCGGCUCGGUUCCUGGUUAUUCCUGGCAAGCACUGUACGGUCUCGAUGCUAUUCCUUCACCUAAAACAGCGAAGGUUCUGUUUGCCGCCUUCGGUGAAACACUGCUGUCGGCUGGAGCCCCCCGCUAUCUUCGCAUGUGGGACCUGGCGGAGGGAUGGAUGGUUGCGGACAUCGAUACCGGAACGGAUCACCCUACGACAGCUAUCGAGUGUCACUCACGCCAAUGUCUAGCGGUUGGUGCAGCCGAUGGGGGGGUUAGAUUGCUGGAUUUGCGUGCUUCUAAUGCCGCUGGUAAGAUGGCGGUAGUCGCGAAGCACCGAAGCUCGGUUCGUCGAAUCAGUGUACGACCUGACGGGAUGACCAUGAUGAGUGCUUGUUCGGAUGGAGUUUUCUACACCGUCGAUUUGAGGAAGCCGUCUGCUCCGCUGAAACAAUGGACAAUCGAUGGACAAGCGGUAGACGACAUUGCGUUCCAUAAAGCCUACGAUAUUGUGGCCUGCGCUGGGGAAUCGACCGGCGUCUACUCGACCGAUGGUGAGCUUUUGUGCGAUGUGAAUGCUGAACUGAAGAGAGGACCGUCUUCAUGCGUUGCCUUCCAUCCGAAUGACGCAAUGUUAUGCGUUGGAUACAAGGAUAAUACAGCAGUGCUGUAUUCGAGCGAGUGAUAAAAUGAUACAACGUUUCUAGUGAAAUAAAAUGCCACA